UGCACCGUGUCUCAUUGGAGUCUCUGGGAGUUUUGCACUGAGGCAGGGGUCAGCUGAAAGACAAAGAAAAAUGGCGAAUAGUUUGGGAGGGCAGCUGUUCAGUUUUGUACCACAGUGGACACUCCAGAGAGCUUUGCCUGCAUCUCCUGCUGCCUUUGUUUCCUCUUCCUCCACGUCUCUCCCUCUCUCUCUCUCUCUCUUUUGUGGAGAAGGACUAGAAAUGGCUAAAUUAGCUCUGUCAGAGGAGGCAUAAUUAGCUGCCUGUAAAAUUAACGCUGUCCCUGUUACCAUAAUGUCCACGGAUGGGGGCUUUGCAGGAGGCAACAGUGAUGCACAGCAGUGUCUUCAGUCUUUCUGGCCUCGGGUCAUGGAUGAGAUUCGAAACCUAACAGUGAAAGACUUCAGAGUUCAGGAGCUCCCGUUGGCACGCAUUAAGAAGAUCAUGAAACUAGAUGAAGAUGUGAAGAUGAUCAGUGCAGAAGCCCCUGUUCUAUUUGCCAAGGCUGCUCAGAUAUUCAUCACAGAGCUGACCCUACGAGCCUGGAUUCACACCGAAGACAACAAACGCAGGACCUUGCAGAGAAAUGAUAUUGCUAUGGCCAUCACGAAGUUCGAUCAAUUUGACUUUCUCAUUGACAUCGUUCCAAGGGAUGAACUUAAACCUCCAAAGCGGCAGGAGGAGGUGCGCCAAGCUGUGACUCCAGCAGAACCUGUCCAGUACUACUUCACCCUGGCCCAGCAGCCAGCAGCUGUCCAGGUCCAGGGCCAGCAGACGGGCCAGCAGACAACCACGUCCACCACCACAAUCCAGCCUGGGCAGAUUAUCAUUGCACAGCCUCAGCAAGGGCAGACCACUCCUGUGACCAUGCAGGUCGGCGAAGGGCAACAGGUGCAGAUAGUUCAGGCCCAGCCACAGGGGCAAACCCAGCCAGCACAGAGCGGGACCGGGCCAACCAUGCAAGUUAUGCAGCAAAUCAUCACCAACACGGGUGAAAUCCAGCAAAUACCGGUCCAGCUUAAUGCCGGCCAGCUGCAGUAUAUCCGCUUAGCUCAGCCUGUGUCUGGAACCCAAGUGGUCCAGGGCCAGAUCCAGACGCUUGCAGCCAACACACAGCAGAUUGCGCAAACAGACGUUCAGCAGGGACAGCAGCAGUUCAGCCAGUUCACAGAUGGACAGCAACUGUACCAGAUCCAACAAGUGACCAUGCCUGCCGGUCAAGACAUCACCCAACCCAUGUUUAUCCAGUCUACCAAUCAGACAACAGAUGGACAGGCCCCACAGGUCACGGGAGACUGACCAGCUCCAGCUGGAAGCGCUUCUGAUAUGGCAGAAUUCAACCCGACUUGACUGAUGUUUCCGCUGACAGAGUUCAGAAGCCUUCUUUAACUAGUCCAUUCCCUCCCCACCACGAGUCUUCAUUGAUAGAAAGAUGCCGAGGGCUGUGAUCAGCAUUACAUCAACUGCUUAUGUUGGCUGGACGAAGAGGAUGCCAUAGGAACUGACUACAA
Python bivittatus (Burmese python) is the source of this 1509-nucleotide messenger RNA. RefSeq names its product nuclear transcription factor Y subunit gamma (gene NFYC). Lineage: Eukaryota; Metazoa; Chordata; Lepidosauria; Squamata; Pythonidae. Gene Ontology annotation, biological process: regulation of transcription by RNA polymerase II. The record is from RefSeq and is a predicted model, not a curated record. Gene Ontology annotation, cellular component: CCAAT-binding factor complex; nucleus. Gene Ontology annotation, molecular function: DNA-binding transcription activator activity, RNA polymerase II-specific; protein heterodimerization activity; RNA polymerase II cis-regulatory region sequence-specific DNA binding.